Messenger RNA from Coffea arabica (coffee), 1229 nucleotides. Its product is annotated as protein DMP6. The record is from RefSeq and is a predicted model, not a curated record. NCBI's taxonomy places the organism in Eukaryota, Viridiplantae, Streptophyta, Magnoliopsida, Gentianales, Rubiaceae. Gene Ontology annotation, biological process: endomembrane system organization.
AUCACGACAGCAUUCCUUUUAACUAAAGAAGACUUUCAAGUUGGAAUCAAGCAACAAAAUCCUCAGCCGUACCCGACGCACUUUCUAAACGUUUCUUCUUGUGCAAAUAAGAGAAAGUCUAGCAUGCCUGAUACAAUUUAUAGAGAGAGAAGUGGGGGGGGGGGGGCGAAGAGAGCAAAACUUUUACACCACACUCGGACUAAUUUCUGAAGACCAGACCAAAAUUCUAAAAUAUCAAUUCCUUGGCGGCUAUGGAAGCUUAUGCUUGUAACUGAAGCCACUUUUAUAUACCGUAUAUUCGUAACUCUAAUUCCAAACUUGAAAGCAGAACUCUAAUUCCAGAAUUUUGGUGAAGCUGUUAAUGUUUACUUGUUCUUGCAAGGCAUCUUUCGCUACAUUUACUCCCUUUUCUUCCACUCAAUUGCAUCUUUCUAUCACUUAUAAAUGCAUCAACCUAAACCAAAACCUGCUAUGGAUGCCAGACUAGCAUCAACGGAGGAGUAAGUAAAGAUUCUAAAUAAUGGUUGAGAUUAAGGUGGAAAAUGAGUCAUCUAGGGAUCUCGCUGAAGAAAGGGCUCCCCUCCUGGUUCCAGAAGUAGAAAAGACCCUUGUACAGAAAGCUAUAAGUCAAACAUUUCAAAGUACAGCCCAUCUGGCAAAUCUUUUACCAACUGGAUCCGUUCUUGCUUUUCAGCUCCUAUCACCCAUCUUCACAAACCAAGGAGAAUGUGAUGCAGUAAGCCGAUCCAUGACCGCUGUCCUCAUAGCUCUCUGUGGGCUGUCAUGUUUUCUUUUCAGCUUUACAGAUAGCUUCAAGGACCAAAAGGGAAACUUAUGCUACGGCUUUGCCACGCUUCACGGCUUGUGGGUUAUUGAUGGUUCAGCAACCAUACCACCAGAACUUGCAGCUACCUACAGGCUCAAAUUCAUAGAUUUCAUGCAUGCCUUUAUGUCGAUAUUGGUUUUUGCAGCUGUUGCAUUAUUUAAUCAAAAUGUUGUCAACUGCUUCUAUCCAAUGCCCUCAGAUGAAGCCAAAGAACUCCUCACAGCCAUGCCAGUUGGAAUUGGAGUUAUUUGCAGUAUGUUAUUUGUUGUGUUUCCCACCAAGCGCCAUGGAAUUGGCUUCCCCCUCACUGCAAAUUAAUAGAUAGUUUGUUUCGAGUGGUGGAAAUAUAAAUUAUUUGUGUUGAAGGUCUAGAAGUUUGCUUUCUUAAUGUAUAUGUUUCUUC